AUGUCAUCUACUCCUGCAUGCUCACCCUUUACCAGAGCGGUGGUUAGCUCUAUGAGAAAGCUAUACCCUGAGGCAUUGGCUGAUAAAAGCUUUGAUAAUACUGGGUUACUUUUGGAAGCUCCCUUUGAACCAUCACGUCGCCAGAAGAACUCGGUGCUGCUGGCCAUUGACCUGACCACAGCAGUGGCGGAUGAGGCAAUUCGGCGCCAGGAUUCAACCAUUGUUGCAUACCACCCAAUCAUUUUCCGUGGUCUCAAGUCAAUUACUCUAGAUGAUACCCAGCAAAGAUCUCUGCUACGACUAGCCCAGCAUGGAAUCAGCGUCUACUCCCCUCAUACCGCCGUUGACACCGUCCCGGGCGGCAUGGCCGACUGGCUCUGUGACGUUGUUACCGGUACAUUCAAGUCAGACGCCCCAAAGCGCACGCUGAAGACUUGUGACUCGAAGCUCUAUUCCGAACCCACUUACCCCCAUGCCGAAUUCGUUCCGACUGCUGCAUCAGCCAUCGCUUCCCAGCAAAUACCUCAUUCCCGAUCUACCAUUCACCCUUCGCCGCCAGCCUCUAUCCCAGAGGGCUUCGAGUCUGCUGGUGCAGGUCGCCUAGUUACAUUCAACGAGCCCCAGCCCCUUACCGUGCUGAUUGAUCAUAUCGCCGGUGGUGUCGGUCUUCCGGGCGGCAUCCCUAUCGCCACUCCCCAAGGAAAGUCUAUCAACGACAUCAAAAUCCGUACAGUUGGCAUGUGUCCCGGAUCUGGAUCUGGUGUGCUCCUUCGUGGCAGUCAAAUCCCCGAUCUUCUAUUCACCGGUGAAAUGAGCCAUCACGAGGCUCUUGCAGCCACAGAAAAGGGAUCCGUCGUUAUCUCGUUGGCUCACUCGAACUCCGAGCGUGGAUACCUGCGUGCAGUCAUGCAAAAUCAGCUUCUCCGCGAGAUUUCACAGACUUGGCAGGAGGAGAGAAAGGCCGUUCUCCAGGCAAUCCAAGAUAACGCUAAGCAGGGUGGAGCAGCUACUACUUCCUCAUCUGAGGAAGUGUACCAAGAUGCCAGUGUUGAAGUCUCCGUUAGCGAGGCUGAUCGUGAUCCAUACGGUAUCAUGGUUUGGCGAAACUAG
Penicillium malachiteum is the source of this 1110-nucleotide messenger RNA. Its product is annotated as Nif3-like dinuclear metal center hexameric protein. Gene Ontology annotation, cellular component: mitochondrion; cytoplasm. The coding region runs from base 1 to 1110 and encodes 369 amino acids. The record is from RefSeq and is a predicted model, not a curated record. The transcript has 4 exons. Lineage: Eukaryota; Fungi; Ascomycota; Eurotiomycetes; Eurotiales; Aspergillaceae.